AUGGCCGGUACUAGCUCGAAGCGCAACUCGCGCGGCCGCCCUUCCGAGCCCGAAGCGCCGCCAGCACGCACGCGCAAAGUGCAGUUUGGAGGUGCCGAUGAGGAAGCAGACAGCAGCACUUCGGGCUCGGCACCAAUCGAACUCAAUCCGGAUGUCGUCAAGGCGCUUAUCAGCGAUGCCAGAACCAUUCUUGCGGAUCUUGGACCUCAGCUGUCCGCUCGCUCUCCUACAAAGUUGGCAACGAGCGCCUUCGACAUCUCGCCGGAGAAUCUGUCGCUGCACACGCUCCGCGACCAGUUGCUCUCCAAAUCCGAUCGCAAUCAUCAGAGGCGUCUCUUCGGCGACAAUGCAUCUCCGGCCAAGCGCAGACGCAGCAGCAUGUCGCAAUUCGCUUCCGAAGGCGAGCUCGACAUCAACUGGGCCGUGUACAAGGAAUGGCCCGAAGGACUGAACGAGGAGGAGAGGCUUUUGCUUGACUACUUCAAGAAGCUCAAGUUCAUCUACUUGGAGCAAGAGACCAAGAUGCGCUUCAUGGCCGACAUUCAGGACGACCUCGAUUCCGGCAAAGAGGCGACCGUCUACUCGGCCGCCGAGGUCGCAGAACGCGAACGCUCGGCCAAGGCGCUCAAGACGCAACUCACCGAUGCCAAGGCCGAAGUGCGCGCGCUCCGAAAGGAGGUGGAUGCGGCGGCCGACGAGCUCUUUGAGCCGUGGCAGCAGGUGGAGCGAGACAGUCGCGAGGCCGAACAGCUCAUCAAGGAGAUCGGCGACAUGGAGCUCGAGUUGGCCAAAAUCCGAGCCCAGAACCACGGAAAGGGCGGCAAUGUUGCCGCCAUCGCCGGUCGCGACGGGCCUCUGACCACCAGCGAGGCCGAGGAGUACUGUGAUGCGCAGAUCAACGACAUGACAGCGUUGGAGGGCAAGACGACCGACGUCAAGAGAGCCAUCGAGACGACCAAGAAGGACCUCGUCUCGUCGCUCCGAGCGCUCGAUAGGAUCAACGCCGAACGCUCGCUCGCCGAAAAGUUUGCCAACGAGGCCAAGAUGGGCAUGGGCGUCGAUGGCGGCCGCGAUCUCGAGACCGAACGCCUGUGCGCCAGCCACAUCGCCACCAUCGGCCUUCUCAAGUCGCUGCUCGGCGUCGACGAGAUCGAGGCCAUCUCGGCCAACGAGAUCCGCAUCACCUACAAACUCCCGCUCGAUUCCGCGGCGCUCAACCCGCAGAUGCAGAACGGCGAGGCCAAGGCUUCCGCGCCGCGACGCAAGCGCAAGUCGAUCGCACUUCCCGAUCAAUCGCUCGUGCACGUCAACCUGCGCUUCAAGGAUGUCGGCGGCCGCAUCGACAACGUCGCCGUGACCUCGUCCAAGGGCGAGCAGUACCACAUGCCAGAGGCUUCCUUGGCGCGUCUGCGCGCGCUCCAGAAGGCCAACGACGUGCCCUUGAUCGUCCAAGAGGUGCUCGCCGCUUUCUGA
Molecule: messenger RNA, 1473 nt
Organism: Moesziomyces antarcticus
Lineage: Eukaryota; Fungi; Basidiomycota; Ustilaginomycetes; Ustilaginales; Ustilaginaceae
Exons: 3
Coding region: 1-1473 (490 amino acids)
Biological process (GO): protein localization to kinetochore; attachment of mitotic spindle microtubules to kinetochore; kinetochore assembly
Cellular component (GO): kinetochore
Source: RefSeq, a predicted model, not a curated record